AUAUUUUUUGAUUAGUUUUUGCAGCUCACAAUAAAAGAAAAACAAGUAUUCCAGAAAUAAAUAAAAAGUAUUUAACAAAAGGAAUAGAUUUUGUUGGGAGUACCUACGAAGUAGGUAUGUGUUCUGUGUGAAAACGAUUAAACAAACUCAUCAAGUGAAAUGGAUGCUGUUGUCUUGCACUCGGACAUUGCGCGUCUUGUGCUAGGCUAUUUGAAGCGACAAAAUUUAGAACGCACUUCCCGUUUGUUUUGCAAAACUUCACCGCAUCUGAAACAGGAAUUUUCAGCCUAUAGAAAAGGCUAUACGCCACAUACCUUCGGACCCGAUUUGGAGGAUAUCAUUUGUGAAUAUGUAAAUAUUACAUGUACAGUUGAUCGGCUUGUGUCGUCCUUACCAAGCAGCCUGCGUUUUCAAUUGUUCGAACGCAAGCUUUCAGAAAAAGUUAAUUUACUGCUCGAGCGGGCUUUAGAUUCUUUUUUGAAAGCCGAGCAAAGCGAAAGCAGUGCACUUAAAAAAAGCGAUGUCAAACGUAGUUCCGCGGCCAGCACGAGUGUGCCAUCGGAUAAAGAGAACACAACUAAAAAGCAAAAUAAACAAAAAAGGAAGCGCACAUGUUUAAUAUACUCGUCAGAUGAGCGUAAAAGUCCCGUCUCCUUGCAAAACAAAUUGACGAAAAGACGCCGCAUAUUAGAACCAUUUUGCUACCUUAGUGCGAAGCAAAAACAUAAUUUGCAACGCCUUCAAAAGGAGUCAGCAUCCUCAACUGGCGAUGAACAAACGCAGACUGAUGAUGGCGUUGAAGACGAGAGUGCCGAUGAAGAGGAUGCAGAAGUGCUUGAUAACGAAUCAGAUCUAUCGAUUAGGGAAAAGCCUACCCAGGAGUCAACGCCACGCAAUAUAUCGGUAAAAGGAAAAUUUCUAACACCAUCUGUGCCGGAUCUGUCUCAAGCUAUAUUAGAUAACCCGCAUUUUCAAAUGAAGCUAGUGGAUAAUAUCAAUCAAGCACUCAGCAGUUCCGUAAAUCCUGAUGGGCAAGCAAUUUUAUCCAACAUUAACAGCACAGCUGCUAAUAUACAAACAAACACUGAUACGCUAUCGGAGGAGCAGCAAAUUAUUAAUUCAAAUGAAAUGUUAGAUCAAAUGGUCCAGGAUAUAUUAAAGGCUACCGAGAAAGAUCCUGCAUUCGAUGCAAUUAUUGAAAACGUCGUUGGUGCGUCCGUACAAUCGACCAAUGUUUCGGCAGGCGUACAAUGCCAUAUCGAUAGUAAUCAACUACAAUCGCAGCUAGGCUUGCCAACUGUACCUCCUCUGUUAGGACAACAACAACAACAGCUUUUUACUCUUGUGCAACAACAACCGCAGCAAUCUUUGAAUGUGCCCUGCUUAGCUGCCAUAUCGCACGAGACUGCAGCUUCGACUACGACUCCACGUACACCGCUUCUUAUACGUACUGCCGUAGCAGCGGCUAGCACCUCGCAUAGCGGUGGUGGCGAUGCCAGUGCCGGAGAAUCGCAAGUGCUAUCCGCGCUAACCUCAAAUAAUUCGUUUGGUUCGUUGAUCGAUCCAAAUUUUUCCAUAUCAAAGUUGAUAGUUUUGAAUCCGAAUGACGGCGCACAGAAGCCAUCCUCUGCUGAUCAAAGUAUUGGAAAUACCACUGCUGAUCAGUUAAUUACCCAACUGACUAGUAGUGGAGCUGAGGCGACUGGAGACGAACAGGUUUUCUUCGAUGCUAACACAGGUCAAUUAACAAUUCCAUUAUUCCUUACCGACGAGGGGUUGCUGGCCAAUUUCCCAUUUCUUGUCAAUAAUGAGGCAGUAACACAACAACUUCAAACAGACAACAUCUGUAACAUGGAUGGCUCUCGUAUUGAAAUCCCUCUGCCGGAACCCAUUAUAGUAUCAGCAGACCAGUUACCACCAAAUUCUAUUAUCGUGACAAGUGCUCAGAAAGCAAUCACCGUAGAAGAGCAACGCUUGCCAGGCGCACAACAACCGCCCCGCACUGUCUGCAAGAAAACUAUGGAUGGGCCAGCGCCCUCCUCGUUAAACGUGCGUUCAAACGCGGAUGGUGAAACGCCCUCCACAAGUGGUAUAGUUAAUUCAAAAGCGUACAAAAGCCUGUCAACGCCUCGUAAGCGCACAUCGCAUGUACGUACACUUUCGUUUUCUCCGAAGGUGGAGGGCAAUAGGAUAGCUGCGAAAGCUGGUGCCACACCACUUUCUACAAGGCGUGAUGCUGUAGCUUCUACUACAGCACUCUUAGAAGACGGGGAAGUACCAGAAAACUUCUCGGUUGUACCAGAAAAACCUAUAAUAAAAAAUGUGGAGAUAUUACCACGCCUAGACGGCACAAUCGAUGUGAGCGCCAAUGAGAGCAGCAAUAGCUGCAGCGUACCUCCCUUGUUUGUAACAGAGGAGAGCAGCAACCAGACCGUCAUUAAAACGGAGCUAUCCCUCAAAGAAAGUAAAGAAGUUUCUCUGGCGGUUCAACCUAAGGCAACUGCUACUUCGAAAUCGACUAUCGCUGAUCACCCGGACACACCAAAGCGCAAGCAGGUUCGUAGGUCGGCAGUGCGCGCUUGUAAGCGCCGGCUUUCAAAGUCCUCGGAUGAGCUAAAGUUGGUAACCAAAAAUCAAACAGAGAAGAUUGAACCUAUAGAAUCAGUCACUGAGGGCAAGGAGCAAACUAUCGAUCAGAGAAAAUUAAAUGAUGACAAAAUGAUGGAAGAAUGGUUACGCUUACGAAAUGCUAGUACUAGCGACCUCGAUUCUCGUUUGCGUCAGUUAAACGCUGAACAAAACGCGUCAAUACCCAAGUCUGCGCGUAGAGUAAGGUCUACCCCAGCAAAAAAGCGCAAGUUGAGGCAAAAAAAGGCCGUUGUUUCAAAACGUAGGCGAAAAAAGGCGGCAGCACUUGCUUUGCUAGAUCACGAAAGGAAAAUUAGUUUGAAUGCCAGUGUGGAAGUUGACGAAAGUAAAGAGGACAAUGAAAGUGACCAACUGCCAGUAGAGGAAGCUGUAAUCAAGGAAAAAGAUAUUAAAUCAAAGAGAACUCGCGAGAAAAAGCGCACGGUUAAGGACAGAUCCAUGGAGUUCAAUAUUAAAAUUCCGACGCCACAAAAAGAUAAACGUGAAUCCUUGUUGAAAAUGAGAAGUGAACGCACGACCAGCGACACCGAUGAAUUGGCAACACAUCCGCCCGCUGAUGCUGCUGAUAGCCCAACGCUGCAAAAUCGGACUGAACGAACGGAACAGUGCAAACCAACUGUGCAAAGGACUGAAAAUCGCUUGGAACACGAACGCGAUCGCCGCACAGCCAAUAUUGCUUGCUUGCUAGAAACGCCGUUUAAGGCGCCUACAACAUUGGGUGAGGUACCGCCGACGCCUGGCAUGCCGGUGCCCAUUUUAGACACACCUGCAUCGAAAUUAGGGGAUAUUCCUCUUUCAACGUCAUAUCUUUUUGGUUCCUUAACAAAAAGCGAACUAGAAACACCCCAAUUGAGCGCAAUAACGCCCGGAAUCCGUUUCACACCUUUCGGUUCAAGUCGGGAUGUGACACCACGCAGCGUUGCGCCUGCGACUGAUUACUCCUCCGGUGGCUCGUACUAUAAACCUGAUGAAUCCGAUGAUUUGGACCGAAAAUUCGACAAACUUCUAAAAGACUCAGCGCAAAAGCAGAAGCAAAAAGAAGAGGAAAAGCAAUCCCAUGCAGCAGAGGUUAAAAAUUUACUAUUCGAAGACCAAAGGGAGACGACAGAACUGCACAUGGAGCAAAAACAGGACGCCAUUUGCGUUGAAAUACCCGCUGAGAAGCUAAGAGUUGAACCGAUAGUACUGAAACGUGUAAAAUCAUUUGGUGCCGAAGGCACGGAAGAUGGCGAAGGCGCGACAGCGUCUAUAAAUAUCGAUCCACAUUACAUGCUCGCCUCUGAAUUGCCUGAAAUUUGCGCCGAAGAAGAGUCGUCAAAUUCAUCUAGCACAUUUUCGAGCUCGUCCUCUUCGUCCUCAUCGAAGCGAGAGAAAGGUAAGAGUCAACCAACAAAGUCUCCAUUAUCUGCAGCCACAUCAACAACGCUGGAGCCACAUCUCGUCCAGGAGGAGAAACGUACCAUGGAAGUGCUGACAGCGCUGCAAUUGUCUGCGAGGAAGUCUCAGCAAACAAGGGUGAGUGAGCCGAAGACGCGAACAUCUGCUAUAGCACCGCUGAUAAGUGCCCUAGACGAUAAUGCAACAUCAACGCUCUUUUCAAGCGCCACAACAUCCUCAUCUAUAACAACAACAUAUGAAUUAACAGAGAAAUCUGACCGUUUGCCGUUGAAGACACUGAUUUCGAAGGUGAAAGCCAAGCAACGGCAAUGCUUGCGAAUUGAAGCAUUACCGGUAUUGAAGUCAACACGCUCUUCGGGAGCUGGGCGCAAGAAAAUUGUACGUAAUCCACUUGGCUUCAAGGGCACAACAGCAGGAGAGGCGGUUGAAAUAGCAGGGCGAAUCGACGAAGUGAAGUCGCCUCGUAAGUUGGCAGAGAAGGUCAGAGAUGAUAGCGAUGGAAGCCCAGAAGACACGCGUGCUGGUAUUAGUCCGGUGCCAAAAAUAAAAAUUAAAACAACAACAACAACAACAACUGCAGCUACGAGUAGCAAAAUACGUGUUUCGCCGCGCUUAAAGGGUAUCAAGAAUGCAAAGGCUAAGGACUGUAAUGCAGACGAUCUAGAAGAAGUUCAAACUAAACCAAUAAAAAAACUUAAAACAACCAAAAGUAUGAAGACCAGGGCUACUACGGCUAAAUCAUUGCUAGGAGCGCGAAUUAAAAUCUCGCCAGGGCGGCCAAGAAUAACGAAAAGUCAAGAGGCAACGCAAAAUAUGCAAUGUGAAGCAGCGAGGCUUGCAAUCGAACAAGCGCCGCAUGAAGACACGGUCCCAAUCCAAAAACCAGUUGACGCGGAAGUUCCAAAAACAGCCUCAGCGCAAAAAAAGGUGCCUGCUAAGGAGACUGUAGUUAAUACCCAAAACGGUGAUAAAACAGAGAACGAGAAAAAGAGCGCUGCUGAUAUAGCCGAAGAAGGAAAGCAGUCGGGAAAAACAACUAAAACAUCCAAAACACCAUUUGAAUCCAUGAAAUUGGCCAAGGAUGCUGAACAAGCUAAAACUAACACAGACGUUCCCAAAGCCAAGGAAGUUGCGGAUCAGACUGAGGCAUCUAAGACAAAGCCAACUAAACCCAAUAAACAUUUGCCAGAUGAAAAAUCAGUCGCACCAGAAAACACAGAAAAAAGUGCUGCGGUUAAAAAGGGAGAUAUGCCAAAACCUAAAAGGAUGACCACAGAAAGCGAUAGUCGAGCCGCUGAUAUUCUAAAGGCAAAAUUAACUAAGCCCGAAAUCCAACCAAUCCAAAAAGCUGAGUCCGCUGAUAAGCAAAAAUGGGCUGUCCAAAAAGGAAAUAUCGAAGCGCAGCAGAAAUCAACUGCGCCGAAAACGAGAGAGA
Messenger RNA from Rhagoletis zephyria (snowberry fruit fly), 5482 nucleotides. RefSeq lists its product as uncharacterized. NCBI's taxonomy places the organism in Eukaryota, Metazoa, Arthropoda, Insecta, Diptera, Tephritidae. Gene Ontology annotation, molecular function: protein binding. The record is from RefSeq and is a predicted model, not a curated record.